AUGGUCUCUGCAAGCUUAUCAGGCAUAGCAGGAGCCAUUCUUGCACCAAUAUUGCCUCAGUUAGCUCUGGACAAAUUACUCAAAGCUUUAGUGAAGUAUCUUUCUGGAGAUGAGCCAUCAGAAUCAUCCUCUACCGAAGUUGAUAAACUUCGACAACUGGAGAAUGAACGGGAAGCCUUGGAAGAUGCCAAUCUGAAGCUAAAGAUAAUGCAAAGUGAAGUCAGGAAGUUGCACAAACGAGAUAAACAAAAUAUGAGGUUGAUUCUUAUCAACAACAAACUCAGAGAUGUGAGUUAUGAGAUUCAAGACUUGGAAGAUGAUUUGGAGUACAUGGAGCUGCAGCAAAAGGUGGAGGAGAUCAACAUGCAGGAUGAAACCCAGAUGAGUCAAUCUAGACGACGAAAACGCUUGUCUUGGUUUUCUUGGAUAACAGGACAAUCAAGUGAUAAAAGACGUCGGCUUUCUUCAUCCAAGUCCUUGAAGCUGUCCACAGAUGAUCUAGUGAAUAAGAUGAGGAAUAUUGUAAAACAAAUUAAUUGCAUUGAUUCAGAGAUGAAUACUGAGAUUAAGGUGGAUGAGUUGCUUAAGCAAAUAGCCUUGAAUGGUGUUUAUGAUCCUUGGGGAGGACAGCAUCAAGUGAAAGAAAACCAAGGACGUGUGACAACUUCAUCAAUAAAUGAAAGGAAGAUAUAUGGCCGAGAUGGUGACAUUAAAAGGUUGACAGCUUUGCUAACAAAACCAAUUAACGCUGUUGGCAAUAAUAUUUCAGUUGUAUCAAUACGUGGGAUGGGUGGUAUCGGCAAAACAGCUUUAGCACAAUGUGUGUUUAACAGCCAAGAAAUCGAAGAUUAUUUUGACAGCAAAGUAUGGGUUUGUGUUUCAGACAAUUAUGAUAGAUUCAGAAUCAUCAAAGAGAUUAUAGAUUCACUUUCUAUUGAUGAUGAUAACACAAACUUGGCAUAUGAUACUACUAGUAAUUUGGAUCUUCUUGAGACUAAACUAAGAAAGAAAAUAAGAGGAAAAAAGUUUCUGCUGGUGCUGGAUGAUGUUUGGUCUGUUGAAUGGCAACAACUCCUUGGCUCACUCCAAUCUGCACAGAUGGAGCUUGUUAAAGUCUUGGUGACUUGCAGAGAUCCUAAAGUAUUACGGAGUCUAGAUGGAAUUAAUCGAAUUGUUUUGGAAGAUAAAAAUCCUGACAAUUAUUCGAAAAAAUUACAUAAUAUAGGUAAGCAGAUAGUGAGAAAGCUGAAUGGAUCACCAUUAGCAGUGAAAACAGUGGGAAGACUCUUAGGAUGCAGUUUGACUGAAAAACAUUGGAAGGAUGUGUUGGAGAAUUUCAAAUAUGAUAUGAACAAUGUUAUAGACAUGUGGAUAGCCCAUGGCUAUAUACAAGAAAAUGGAAGUAGCUCAAAGACAAUGAAAGAUAUUGGAAAAGAGUAUUAUGCUGAACUAGAAGCUAUGUCUUUGAAGUCCAAGAAGAAGUGCUUGAAGCUCUUCAACCUCAUCCCACUUUAA
Molecule: messenger RNA, 1515 nt
Organism: Dioscorea cayenensis subsp. rotundata (Guinea yam)
Lineage: Eukaryota; Viridiplantae; Streptophyta; Magnoliopsida; Dioscoreales; Dioscoreaceae
Product: putative disease resistance RPP13-like protein 1
Exons: 5
Coding region: 1-1515 (504 amino acids)
Biological process (GO): defense response to other organism
Molecular function (GO): ADP binding
Source: RefSeq, a predicted model, not a curated record